This is a messenger RNA of Adineta steineri, 1998 nucleotides long. NCBI's taxonomy places the organism in Eukaryota, Metazoa, Rotifera, Eurotatoria, Adinetida, Adinetidae. The record is from the annotation of a GenBank genome assembly.
AUGGCGUCGAAUUUUGUAAACAAAGAAAUUGAAUCUCGUAUUAAACAAUCACCUGAUAAUUCGUUCGAAGUUUUUCUUGAAAUUCAACAACCGAUCAAUAAAGAACCUCCGGAAAUUUUAAUCAAAUAUCCAGAUGAUUUCUCAGAUCAGAUACUUAAAACAGCAGCUAAUUUUGCAUAUCCAUGCCAAAUGCCACUAGAUGAUCAAAGCGAACAUUUUACAUUUGUUGUUCUUGAUUCAACAGGCGCAAUAUUUCGUUUUGGUUAUUGUCGUCGCUCUAGUCGAGAAUCAACUUGUUUAUUUUUUGUUGAUAGUUAUUACCCAUGGUAUGAAAUAUUCUAUAAUGUUCUUAAUGAUUUAUCACAAAUCAUCAAUUCGAAAUCAGCUACAGAAGUUGAAGCAUUUCUAUCGUCACUAUAUAAUUAUAAAGUCUUGUCAAAUGAAGAAUUUCAGAAAAAUUCUGGAAAAGAACGAAUUGAAAUACAUAUUCCUUCAAAAACUUAUUAUUACAUGCGACCUGAUCUGGAUAAAUUACCUUCAAUGUUAUCUAAUCGCAAUUUUUCAGUCAUGUUUUCUCGUUUGGGUCCAGAUAUAAUGUUACAUUUAUUUGCAUAUUUAUUAUUUGAACGACGAAUCUUAUUUAUAUCAUCCAAACUCUUUCAUUUAACUGCAUGUGCUUGUGGAUGUUUAUGUUUAAUAAAUCCAAUGCAUUGGCAAAAUAUUUUUGUACCAAUUCUUCCUGAAUCUAUGGCAAACACACCACAAUGUUCAGCACCGUAUAUAAUUGGAUUACAUUCAAGUAUUUAUUCGAAUUUAAAUAAAAGUGAAUUAGGUGAUGUAGUUGUAAUAAAUAUUGAUACACGAACAGUUGAAUCUCAAUAUAAUGAUCUGAAUUUAUUUCCGAAAAAUCUCAUACGUCAAAUGAAAAAAGAUCUUCAACAGUCAUUACAAUUAGGUGGAGAUCAUUUUGCAAGAGUUUUUCUUCGAACUAUGGCAUUGAUUAUUGGAAAUUAUGGAAGUGGAUUUGUUAUUAAAAAUAAUAAAUUAGAUUUUGAUAGAGAUGUUUAUUUGAAGCAAUAUGUUGGAUCUGAUAUAUACCCAUUUAUGUCUUCUAUUGUUAAUACACAAAUGUUUGAACAGUUUUCUAGAUACCGGACUUAUGCGCAACUUGAACGUGAUAUUGAGAUUGAUGAAUUUGAACUCGAAGCAACUAAUCCUCUUAUUGAGCAAGUACAAAAUAAAGCUGAAAAAUUACACCUUGCUAUUAACAAAGCUGGACAAAAAGUUGUGAAUGAAGCAUCAGCAGUAAAGACUAAUCUAACAUCACUCGAUAUACAUGAUACUACUAAACGAAAGAUUAGUGAUCCAAUUGAAUCAAAUCAUUUAGCAAUUCCUCAAUUAACUGGAGCAGAUAACUUAGCAUCUUCAUCGUCUCGGUCUUCAACGCCUGAUUUCGAACAGUGUAAAACCAAUUCUCUAAUCAAUUUCGAUACUGAUGAAAAUUUAUUAUUACCAUCUCCGAUUAUCUUAGAAGUUAUUGAAAAGCCGUUAAUUCUCGAAAGCUUUCGACAAUCUCCACAAAUCGAUUCAAAAAUUAAACACUUACAAAAUGAAUUACAAAAUAAAAUUCAAACGUUUGAUAAUAAACGUAUUGAUCCGCGUGAUGAAUAUACCGAAGAACAACAAGAAAUUAAACAACUUGUUCAACAAUUUGAUCCAUUUGAUCAAGCAAAUACAGUUUUAUUUCGUUCAGAUAUAAAUAUAUCCGAUCGACAUCCAUCACUCAAUGAAACAAUUCCGAGUAAUCGUGUAAAUAACGUUCUCAAAAAUAUUCAAUCAAAUUUUGGAACAAAUUUUAAAUCUACUCAACUAAUUGAACCAGUUUAUAGCUCAUCAUUAUCGUCAGAUUUUGAUCCAUUAGUAUCCUCAACAAAUAAUGUCUAUCCUCAUCCUCCUCCAUCAGAUACAAAUGGAUCGAAUUUAAUUGAUUUUAAUUAA